This is a messenger RNA of Glossina fuscipes, 2060 nucleotides long. Its product is annotated as DNA-binding protein modulo. Gene Ontology annotation, molecular function: RNA binding. The coding region runs from base 123 to 2000 and encodes 625 amino acids. The record is from RefSeq and is a predicted model, not a curated record. NCBI's taxonomy places the organism in Eukaryota, Metazoa, Arthropoda, Insecta, Diptera, Glossinidae. The transcript has 4 exons.
CAUUUUCUUUUUUUGUUUUUGUACCAUAUCACGACAGUACAUUUUAUAUCGUCAAAGAGAACUCAAGAGCUUCCAGAUUUUUUAACUAUUGUGCUUUUUUGACGUAUUACAAAUUCAAUAAAAUGAAACAAAAGCAGAUUAAAAUAAAUCCCAAAGCUAAAACGCCUUUUAAGCAGACAAAAAAGGAAGUAGUUAAAAAAAUAAUUAGGCACAAGGGUGAAGCCAACGAUUCUGAAGAUGAGAAUGUGACCGUAGGUGCAGUUAUGCAAACUAAGAGACCAGCUAAGAAAGUAGUUGGAAAAGCUAUUAACCAGAAGAAAGAAGAGAGUGGUCCUAUUUCUGAAGACAAAAAUAUGAAAGUAGCGCCAGUAACUAAGAAAAUGAUUGGAAAAGUUGUCAAAAAAGAGAUAAAGAAGAAUGAACGAGUCGAAGCAAGCGAUUCUGACGCCGCAGAGGACAAAGAAGAUGAAGAUAAUGUGUCCGAGGACGACAGCGUGGUAAUAGAAGCGACUAAUCGUCUAGAGAGUGAAGAUGACGACAGUAAUGAUGAUGACCAAGAAAUAGGAAGCGACGAUGACGUUGGAAAUGGGAAAUAUGUCGAAGAAGAAUCCGAUGAAAAUGAUGAUGAUGAUGAUGAAGAAGACGACGAUGAUCAGGAAAACGAUAACAACGAAGCUCCCAUCGAAAUUCCUAUAGAAAAAGGAUGCCAUAAAACACCACAGCCUUAUUCCUUAGAAAAGUUGCCUGGAUUUAUGGAAGAAUAUAAAGUGGAAGAAGAGUCUGAACCUGAGGGUGCUAGGUGCCAUGCUGACAAAACUAUUAACAUUAGGAAUUCAGCUAUUUCGAUCAAAAAGGAGGAGGAGGAAGAAGAGCCUUCGGAAUUGCGAAAAAAUAUUUCGCAUAUAAUUGUUGAAGGAAUACAAACUUAUACGAAUCAAAAUGAUCUUAAAGAACAUUUUGCCAAUUGUGGAAAAAUUGGAAGUAUUAAAUUGAUUAAAAGCGAAAAUAUAUCAUGUGCUCACAUUUUCUUCAGGAGUCCAUUCUCCGCAUCUAGAGCUUUGAAGUUAGACAAAUCGAUUCUAAACGGCCAAACUAUAACUAUCAAGCCAGAAAAGACAAAAUAUGUUUUCAAUCCUAAAAAUAGCAUAUCCAUAAUAAAUUGCAGGAAGUUAACGACGCUAGACAUUGCCACACUUGAGAGAAUAUUCGCUAAAUGUGGUUCAAUUGAUGAAAUACAUGUAUUGUGCAUGCCAAAUAUACUGGCGUUUAUUACCUUUGAAAAUGAAGAAGGGAUAGAAAAUGCCUUGAGAUUAAAUGGUAAAACAGAGGAAGGUCUUCAAUUGAAAAUUGAACUUUGUAAAAAAAGAACUAUAAACAAACGGUCAUUGAAUGACAUCGAACAAAAUGCUACGCGUUCUAUAAGCAUUAUAAACCGCGAGCAUUUGGAGUCUGUAGAUCCGGCUAAACUUGAGGCAAUAUUCAGUAAAUGUGGUACAAUUGAUAAAAUGCGUGUAGUGUGCGGAAAAAACAUUUUGGCGUUUAUUACAUUCAUAGAUGAGGAAUCGGUAGACAAUGCUUUGGAAUUAAACAGUAAAACCGUGGAAGGUCUUAAAUUACAAAUUGAAAAAUAUAAAAAAUUAGAAUUGCAUCGCCCGGAUCCAGAUCUAAAACCCAAAAAAUCAUAUUCAGUGCUUGUACAACAUCUGAAUAGAGAUGUCACUGUUCCGGAUCUAUAUAAAUUGUUCUCACAAUGUGGCGAAGUAAGUGGCGUUCAGUUGAAAACUGGUGAAGCCAUUGUAAAUUUUAAAACUGCAGAUGCAUUUUGUAAAUCGUUUUUACUUCAUGACACCAUGCUGAAAAACCGAGAAAUCUAUUUGCAACCAUAUACAGAGAAAAAAGUAUUUUUGAAAAAUAAAGAAUUGAGGCAUGGUAAGCGGCCAUUUACAUCCCAUUUUCCAUCGAGUAACGGAGCUCCGAAACGUAUCAAAAGCGAGAAAUAGGCCAGAGAUAAUCCAACUUUUAUAAUCUUAAAUGUAAUAAAACUAUUUUCAAUAACAACA